Molecule: messenger RNA, 1749 nt
Organism: Amphibalanus amphitrite
Lineage: Eukaryota; Metazoa; Arthropoda; Thecostraca; Balanomorpha; Balanidae
Product: atherin-like
Exons: 2
Coding region: 93-1049 (318 amino acids)
Source: RefSeq, a predicted model, not a curated record
GGCAGUGGGGCCGAACGGGGUGACGGAGACGGGACGGCCCAGCAGCGCGCACCGACGCGCCGGAGACCAAGGCGACACAGAGGUUGUGCACGAUGGCGCUGACGCUGCAGUCGGCGCUGGCCGGCGGCCGGUACUCGGCGCUGCACGGCCGCACCUUCCGGGAGCUCGCCGCCGGCGGACAUGGCUCCUUCUCGGCGCUCUCGGCCGCCGACCAGGAGGCGCCCAUGGACCUGAGUCGCUCGGCCGCGCGCCGGUCGCCCUCGCCUGAUGUCAGCAUCACCACGGGUCACAACGCGCUGCUGGACCGGGCGAUGGGGCCGCCGCCGGAGCCGGAGCCGCUGGACGAGACGCCGCACGACCUGCGCCUGGUGCGACCCUCGCACAGUAUCAUCCCGUUUCACAAGCUGCGCAAACACGCCCAGAAGGGAUCGCGGGCGCGCCUCAAACGGCAGCGUCUGGAGGAGACGGUCAGCCUGCUGCGGGACCGCGAGGCGGCCGACGAGAAGCCGCCGCCGAGCCGAGCUGACGGCGAGGCCGCCGGUGGGGACGAGGACGGCGAGCCGGCGCCGCUGCCGCCGCCGACGCUGCCGCCGCCGCCGCAGCUGAUGCAGCAGAUGCUGAUGAUGCAGCAGCAGCAGCAGACCGACCCUGUGGCGUACCCUUCGCUGCUGUACCUGCAGUACUGCGCCAUGAUGCAGAGCCUGCAGCUGCAGCAGGCGCUGCGGCACCAGCACGCGGGUAAACUGUCGCCAUCGGCGGCGGCGUGCCCGCCCCCGCGGCGGCCCGGCUCCGUCAGCCCGGCCUCGAGUUCGGCCGGUACGCCGCCGGCCACGCCCGGCACGCCCGGUACGUCAAGCUCAGCGGACGAGCCGCCGCAGCGGCGGCGGGCGCCGCGCACGCUGACCGGAAAACACGUGCGCCAGGGCCAGGGCGCCAGUCCGGAGACACUGCGCACACUGCGCCGAGUGCUGCUGGAGAAGGCGCGUCUCAGGGACCUCGGUCUGCUACCGCCGCCCAAACCGAAACCCAAGGGCCGGCGCAGAAAGUAACCCAGUAUACAACCUACUGCCUCAAUUGAACUCAGUGUCUGACGUCUGUUGCAUGUUCGUGGUAAGCCUCGCCGCAGCGCUGAGCCAGCCAGCCAGCCAGCCAGCCGAGCCAGAGCAUCAAUACGUACACAGGGAGGGGAGGGACGAUACGGGUCGCCAUCGGGCGCCGCCGACAAUUGUUUGCACGCCGGUGUUCACGUAUACGGGUACUAAGUGACUGUGCAGCUAUGAUGUUUCACAAAUGUGUUUAGGAGUGCUGCUGAGACAUUGCGAUAUACUUCCGUGUCGCUGUGGCUUAGCUUAAACUCCCGUUGCGGAUCUCGUUGGGACUUAUUGUCACGAAAUGUUAUUGUCCAAUGUUGACCCGACCUGUCAUGGUUGAACCGAUUGUUACCAGAUAGUGAUUUGGAACUUACAUUCCAUGACAGAGGAGUCACGACUUUGUGUUGCCCCUGUUGUAAUGUAUGAUAACGCGGCAUUUGUCACGUUUCGCCCGCCUCAGGGACAAUUAUCCAUGAUUUAGUGUUCCUGUGAGCUGUUUUGCGAAUGUCUUGGUGUGAUUUUUAUACAUACUUUUGUGUGAACUGUACUAAUGGGUAGAGAUGACUUUAUUCGGUGAUACUGUUAAGUGUAGUUUACGCGCUCCAUAAUUGAUGGUGCAUGUUUACGUUAUGGAACAAUACAAGAGCUCCGUCCUUUA